Molecule: messenger RNA, 2284 nt
Organism: Acipenser ruthenus (sterlet)
Lineage: Eukaryota; Metazoa; Chordata; Actinopteri; Acipenseriformes; Acipenseridae
Product: zinc finger protein 23-like
Exons: 3
Coding region: 448-1248 (266 amino acids)
Biological process (GO): regulation of transcription by RNA polymerase II
Molecular function (GO): RNA polymerase II cis-regulatory region sequence-specific DNA binding; DNA-binding transcription factor activity, RNA polymerase II-specific
Source: RefSeq, a predicted model, not a curated record
CAGGCGUCGUUUCUGAAUGAAAAGAGGAUUCCGCUAGACCAGUGUGAAACUCAAACCAGUGAAGAUGGACGCGUCAGUGUGUCCGUGUCGCUCUUUCAAGACGAGCUCGCCUCUACCAUCGAGCACGCAGUGAAAGCGGCUCUACACACCGUCUUGUGUGCGAUUACUAAAGCUGUCGGCAGCAAAUUCACUGAAUUCAGAGUGGAAAUUGCUGGAAAGAAGAAAGAGAAUGAAAGUCUGAAGCUGAGAUUGGAAAUAUCAGAGAGCGAGCUGAAAGCUGUGCGAGGGUGUAUAAACGCUACACAUGCAGACAUUAAACAACCUUUAAAAUUUCAAGAUCCCAAAGAGAGCCACGCUAUCCCUGAAUCUGAAGCACAGGAAUGGCCAAAGAUAGAAGCAGCUUACACACAAGAGGAGUCCUUUGAGCAGGAGUGGUGUGCAAGUCUAAUGCAGGUUACAGAGCUGGCAUGUGUUAAAGAUGAAGAGGUCCCUCAACAGGAAUGUGUUCCUAUUAAAGAGGAAUUCAUAGAGCAGGAAUGUGUCCCUAUCGCAGAGGAACUUCCUCACGAAAAUCAUGUCUGUACACUUGAGGAGAACAACAAGCUGGGAUCCAACCUGUGUGAUGACUCUCCAUCUGAAUGUGAACUGGGAUUUAGAGCUUCUAAAGUAGAUGAAGGAGAACACGACUCCACUCUAUCACCCCAGUGCAAAAACUCUUCUAAAGGCAAACCACAGUGCAAGAAACACAGAGAAACAACACCCCAAGAAGAAUAUGUGAAGACAUUGAGAACUCACUCAGUUACAAUCCCUUCCUUACAAGACAGACACCCACUUACUGUGGAGAGUACAGAGACGCCACAUUCUGUGUGUUUUAACAAUUCUGAAACCCAGGGCAACUUGAAGACCUUGCCUCAUUCUAUUAAAGGUGGGAAGAGUUCCUGUCAAUUAGACACUCCUGAAACUCACAAGGGAAAUCCCACAGGAGGGACUACGUUUUCCUUGGCUGAUUGUGGGAAGAGUUUCAAUCAUAUAUCACUGCUUAAAAGACACCAGCACAUUCACAUAGGAGAGAAACCUUAUCACUCUACUGAGUGUGGGAAGAGAUUAAGUAACUUAGGAAACCUUAAAAUCCAUCAGCGCAUUCACACAGGAGAAAAACCUUAUCACUGUGUGUCACAAAGACGGCCGGAGUGGGUGGUGUCAGACCAGAGCCAGGAAAUAAAUAAACAGAGAGAUGUGGUUUGGUGAAGCUGGGCGCGUGAUUGUGCUCAGCAUUUAAUAAACAGCACAGAAAAUAAAAGGUUUGAACACAAAACAAAACAGGACACGGCACUUCACGCCAAAAUAAAGAGACAAACAAAACGGACUAUACAGUGCACGGACAGACACACAAACAAACACGGUGAGUUUUAAAUAAAUAAGUAUUGUGCUGGUCCUACCAGCACGUAAUAGCAAUUGAUAUUUUAAACUUAUUUCUCCUUCUCUCUCUCACCCGUUCUCCACUCUCGAACACCCAACCCUGACUGAAUGAAAAUGUGCAUCUAUAUACACUGUUGUGCUGGGAUUCAAUUACUAAUUAAUUAUUCACUUGAAUCCCAGCACGUGAAUUAAUUCUGUGCAACCCCGUGCUCACAUAUUACAUUUAACCAGCACGUGAAGUGAUUUGUGCCCUCCUCGUGCCUAAAUACAAAUCUACAUUUUUAAAUACACGUGAAACACAGACCCGUUUAUAUCCCGUGUACCAAUCUCUAUACACCAACAUUAACACACGCACGCAACAUACAACACAUAACACACAAUUGCACACAGGGGCGGGGCACAUUGCCACACUGUGCUGUUUGUGGGAAGAGAUUCAGUGACUUAGGAUUCCUUAAAAGGCACCAGCGCAUUCACACAGGAGAGAAACCUUAUCACUGUGCUGUUUGUGGGAAGAGAUUCAGUCAGUUAGGAAACCUUAAAAGACACCAUAACAUUCACACAGAUGUGUAAUCCUGUCCCUGCAUUUAGUGUGAAGAAGUUAAGUCAGUUGCAGGCUCUUACAGGACUUGAGAACAUUCUCAGAAAUGCAGACAUUUGGGGACACCUAAACAACAGGAGUACGUUUGACUAAAUACAGAAAUAUUUACUGAAAACAAAAGAAUAAACUUGCUUGAUAAAUAGGGUCACCCCUAAUCACAAUUUGUUCAGAUCAAAAACUCACAAAAAUCUGUGUUCAUCAUGUUGUUGAGCAUUCUGAUUGUGUUACAUCACAUUAGUAAUAUAUUAAAUAGAUUGUUAUCAUGAG